AUGCCCCUCCGCCUCCUCCCUGCCAACACCGUUGCGUCCUACGAUGCGCUAUCGCCCCCUACCACUCGCGGAGAUGCCCCAAUUCGCCCCGUGCCCCGUCACUUGGAGACUGUUGGUUGCACCGAUCAGGAGGGUCCCCAGUACGACGACCAAUUAGUUGCGCGUACGCUUGCAUCGGAGGCCACACUUACCGCGCCGUCGCAGACCCAUGCACAAAAUCUCGCCUUGCCGCGCACGAUCUACAUUGACCGCGACGACUUUGGCUUGUCGAUUCGAAAGAUUACUUCCGCCUUGCACCAGACAAGACUGUUGGCCUCAGGCGACGGGCCAGGCCACCGAGAUCGUGCACGGAGAUUGAAAGCGAGCUCGCAACGAAGAAUUCAAGGCACUUAUCCAGUGUAUCCAGAGCAAGUGCCAUCGGGAGUCCGUCACCAUCGACGACCCGCGGCCGCGCAGCCCUACUUCAAGGCGGACAUCAACGCGCACAGCCUCAACAUCGUCAGGGGCGUGAUGGUCGAGGUCGGCUUCUGGCCGCUCGCCGCGGCGAGCGAGCAGCUUAUCGGCAAGGAAGUCAUCCGCUUCCAGGGCAUCCGCGUCGCGUACUUCGCGCUUGACAAGGACGCCUGA
Molecule: messenger RNA, 627 nt
Organism: Phanerochaete carnosa HHB-10118-sp
Lineage: Eukaryota; Fungi; Basidiomycota; Agaricomycetes; Polyporales; Phanerochaetaceae
Exons: 4
Coding region: 1-627 (208 amino acids)
Source: RefSeq, a predicted model, not a curated record